Molecule: messenger RNA, 8092 nt
Organism: Pseudophryne corroboree (corroboree frog)
Lineage: Eukaryota; Metazoa; Chordata; Amphibia; Anura; Myobatrachidae
Gene: CHD2
Product: chromodomain helicase DNA binding protein 2
Exons: 39
Coding region: 263-5689 (1808 amino acids)
Biological process (GO): nucleosome organization; regulation of transcription by RNA polymerase II
Cellular component (GO): nucleus; chromatin
Molecular function (GO): ATP binding; ATP-dependent chromatin remodeler activity; histone binding
Source: RefSeq, a predicted model, not a curated record
AGGGCCCCUGUGCCCUGGCUUUGACUCGGUGCUCUGUGGGUAGUAUGGUGGAUGGGAAGGGGUGGGUCCUCAGUGCAUCACCUGAGUGUGGGGUAAAUGUAGAGAGUGUCAAUCACAGGCAGCAGCAGCAGAGCUCAGAGCUGGGAAGGAGCUACAGAUGGCGGCUGUGCCUUAGAGAGCUCACUCGGCUCGCAGCCUUCCCGUCACUUCGGCAGUUUUCCGGGCAUCCUACUUCAGAGGCCAGCCUGUCCCCGGUGUAACCAUGAUGACGGAUAAAGAGGAAGACGGCUCAGUCCACAGCAAUGCAUCCAGCCAUUCCGCAUCAGAAGAAUCCAACCACUCUGCAUCAGAGUCCGGUAGCCAGUCGGAGAGUGAACAUGCCAGCGAAUCCAACAGCAGCUCAGAAUCAUCGGAAAGUCAGUCUGACUCGGAAUGCGAAUCGACGGGCUCCAAAACACAGGACGUCCAGUCAGAUGCAAAAGAAAAGACUGUUCCCAAAAAGGAGAGAAUAGCUGAUGUGAAAAAGGCAAGAUGUGUUAUGGACUAUAAACAAAUGUGGGAUGAAUACCCUGAUGUUUAUGGGGUAAGGAGGUCCAACCGAAGCAGACAAGAGCCAUCAAGAUUUAAUAUUAAACCCGGGAGCACAGAUUCUGAAAGUGAAAGCCCUAAAAGGAGAAGUCUAAGAAACAUUCGAAAGCAGGAAAAGAAAAACAUAUCAGAUGACGAUGAGGAGGCCAGUAGUGGAGAAAGUGACUUGGAACAACCAAGAGUCAGAUCACGACGGUUGGCGUUAAAGAGAGCUUCAUCCAGAGCUUGUACAAGGAGUCAAAAAAAAUCUCAGCGUGGAAAGAAGAAGAAGACUGAUUCCACGGAGGAUGAUGAUGAUGAAGAUGAUGAUGACGAAACUCCUAAAAGGCAGACGAGGCGCAGAAUGGCUAAAACUGUUAGCUACAAAGAAGAUGAUGACUUUGAAACAGAUUCUGAUGAUCUGAUUGAAAUGGCAGGAGAGGAAGUAGAGGAGCCAGAAGAUAGUCAUGAGACUAUUGAGAAAGUAUUGGAAUCCAGAAAUGGGAAGAAAGGAGCUACUGGAGCCUCAACGACCGUUUAUGCUACUGAAGCUAAUGGGAAUCCUUGCGCUGACUUUAACCCUGAAACGGACGAAGUGGAGCAGCAAUAUCUUAUCAAAUGGAAGGGCUGGUCUUAUAUCCACAGCACAUGGGAGAGUGAGGAGUCUCUACAGCAACAGAAGGUGAAAGGCCUGAAAAAGCUGGAGAAUUUUAAGAAGAAGGAGGAUGAAAUCAAUCAAUGGUUGUCAAAGGUUACUCCUGAAGAUGUAGAGUAUUUUAACUGCCAACAAGAGUUGUCAUUAGAACUGAACAAGCAGUAUCAAAUCGUUGAGAGAGUCAUAGCUGUUCAAACUGGUAAAUCUGCUUCUGGACACUCUGACUUUCCAGUCCACAGCAGGAAGAACUCCUCCUCAACUGAGCCGGAGUACCUGUGCAAGUGGAUGGGUCUCCCCUAUUCUGACUGCAGCUGGGAAGACGGAGCACUUAUUGGGAAAAAAUUCCAGCACUGUAUUGAUAGCUUCCACAACCGAAAUAACUCAAAAAACACCCCUGUGAAAGACUGCAAGAUCUUGAGACAAAGACCCCGGUUUGUGACACUGAAAAAACAGCCUUCCUAUAUUGGUGGUGAGGGACUUGAACUCCGGGAUUAUCAGCUGGAAGGUCUCAACUGGCUAGCUCACUCUUGGUGCAAGACCAACAGUGUAAUACUUGCAGAUGAGAUGGGCCUGGGAAAGACUAUUCAGACAAUAUCCUUCCUCUCCUACCUGUUUCACCAUCAUCUGCUUUAUGGGCCAUUUCUCUUAGUGGUGCCCUUAUCUACUCUAACAUCCUGGCAGCGAGAGUUUGAAGUGUGGGCCCCUGAGAUAAAUGUUGUGGUUUAUAUCGGAGACCUUGGAAGUAGGAACACGAUACGAGAGUAUGAGUGGGUUCAUCAACAAAGCAAGAAGAUGAAGUUUAAUGCACUACUAACAACCUAUGAGAUUUUACUGAAGGACAAGGCUGUGUUGAGCAGUAUUAAUUGGACUUUUCUUGGGGUCGAUGAAGCACAUCGGUUGAAGAAUGAUGACUCCUUGCUUUAUAAGACACUUAUAGACUUCAAGUCCAACCAUAGGCUGUUAAUCACUGGGACUCCUCUCCAGAAUUCUCUGAAGGAACUCUGGUCACUCCUGCACUUUAUUAUGCCAGAGAAAUUUGAGUAUUGGGAGGACUUUGAGGAGGAACAUGGUAAAGGAAGAGACAAUGGUUAUCAGAGUCUCCACAAAGUCCUUGAACCCUUCUUAUUGCGUAGAGUAAAGAAAGAUGUAGAAAAGUCUCUUCCAGCCAAAGUAGAGCAGAUUCUCCGAGUGGAGAUGUGUGUUCAGCAGAAACAGUAUUACAAGUGGAUCUUAACAAGAAACUACAAGGCUUUGACCAAGGGGACAAGAGGUAGCACGUCCGGUUUCCUUAACAUUGUAAUGGAACUGAAGAAGUGCUGCAACCACUGUUAUCUCAUUAAGUUCCCAGAGGAUACAGAAAAGGAAACCAGGCUUGAGGGACUGCAGUCUUUGAUCCGGAGCAGUGGGAAGCUCGUUCUUCUAGAUAAGCUGCUGACCCGACUGCGUGAGAGAGGUAACAGAGUGCUCAUCUUCUCUCAGAUGGUGCGCAUGUUGGACAUCCUGGCUGAAUACCUUACAAUAAAACACUACCCUUUUCAGAGACUCGAUGGCUCAAUAAAAGGAGAGCUUCGGAAACAAGCGCUGGAUCACUUUAAUGCUGAAGGCUCAGAGGAUUUCUGUUUCUUACUUUCCACACGUGCUGGUGGUCUUGGAAUAAACUUGGCGUCCGCCGACACCGUUGUAAUUUUCGACUCUGACUGGAAUCCUCAGAAUGAUUUGCAGGCUCAAGCUAGAGCUCACAGGAUUGGUCAGAAGAAACAGGUAAAUAUUUACCGACUGGUGACGAAGGGAACCGUAGAAGAAGAGAUUAUAGAACGGGCAAAGAAGAAGAUGGUCCUCGACCAUCUUGUAAUCCAACGAAUGGAUACCACUGGCCGGACUGUGCUGGAAAACAACUCCGGAAGUACAAACUCCAAUCCAUUUAACAAGGAUGAGUUGGCUGCUAUUCUGAAGUUCGGAGCAGCAGACCUCUUUAAGGAACCUGAAGGAGAGGAGUCAGAGCCUCAGGAACUGGACAUUGAUGAGAUACUACGCUUGGCAGAGACCAGAGAGAAUGAACCAAGUUCCAGUGCCACUGAUGAGCUGCUGUCUCAAUUCAAGGUGGCUAACUUUGCAACCAUGGAAACCGUAGAGACUGAACUGGAAGAACAGGCACAAAAAGAAUGGGAUGACAUUAUUCCUGAGGGACAGAGGAAGAAAAUAGAAGAUGAAGCUCGUCAGAAAGAGCUGGAGGAGAUUUACAUGCUUCCCAGGAUUCGGAGUUUGAACAAAAAGGCCCCGGCAAAUGACAGUGAGUCUGAUCUGGAGUCCAAGCAAAAGGCUCAGCGGUCCUCAGGGUCAGAGAGCGACUCUGAUGAUUCAGAUGAUGAUAGAAAACCGAAGCGGAGAGGGCGUCCACGCAGUGUUCGGAAGGACACUGUGGAGGGAUUCACAGAUGCAGAGAUUAGAAGGUUUAUAAAGGCCUACAAGAAGUUUCCGACUCCCCUAGAAAGGCUGGAGUGCAUUGCUCGUGAUGCAGAGCUUGUGGAGAAAUCAGUGGCUGAUCUCAAGAGGCUGGGAGACCUCCUGCACUCAAGCUGUGCCUCAGCCAUGCAGGAGUUCGAAGAGCACUUGAAAGAGAAUCCCACUGAUGGGAAAGGUCCGGGCAAGAGGAGGGGUCCAACUAUUAAAAUUUCUGGUGUCCAAGUGAAUGUAAAAGCCAUUAUUCAACAUGAGGAAGAUUUUGAAAUUCUCAGCAAAAUAAUCCCUAAAGAAGCCGAGGAGAAGAAAAAGUUCCGAUUGUCCAGUCGUGUCAAAGCUGCUCAUUUUGACGUAGAUUGGGACGUAGAAGAGGACUCCCAAUUGCUCUUGGGGAUUGUUGAACAUGGCUAUGGAAACUGGGAGCUCAUUAAAAGUGACCCUGAAUUAAAGUUGUCUGACAAGAUCUUGCCUGUGGAAACUGAGAAAAAACCUCAAGCAAAACACUUACAGACCAGAGCCGACUACCUGCUGAAAUUGGUGAAGAAAGAAAUGGAGAAGAAAGAUGGCGGUCAGGGGGAAGAGACAAAAACAAAGAAGCGAAGGCCACGUGCAAAGAAAGAUGGAGCAGGGAAAGCAAAAGAUGAGCACGGCAAUGACAUCUCAUCUCCUAGGAAUUCUGACAAUCCUUCAGAAGAUGGAGAUAGGAAGGAGGAUGGCACACUGAAGAGCCCAAACAAGAAGAAGCAAAAGAAAAAAGAUAAUAAGGAAAAUAAGGAUAAACAGAACCAAAAAAAAGAUGGCCCCAAAGAGAAGAGAAAGGCAAAGGAGAAGCCAAAGCGAGGUGAAGCCAAGGCUGGUGCCAGGAGCAAAAAGAACCAGGGACCGGUCCACAUUACUGCAGGAAGUGAUCCUGUUCCCAUCGGGGAAGAAGAGGAUGAUGAUUUGGACCAGGAAACCUUCAGCAUUUGUAAAGAGAGAAUGAGGCCUGUGAAAAAGGCCCUCAAACAGCUGGAUAAACCAGACAAGGGUCUGACGGUUCAGGAGCAGCUAGAGCACACCAGGACCUGCCUGCUGAAGAUUGGAGACCGCAUCUCUGAGUGCCUUAAAUCUUACUCUGACCAAGAACAUACUAAGCUAUGGAGAAGAAAUCUCUGGAUUUUUGUCUCUAAAUUUACGGAAUUUGAUGCCAGGAAGCUGCACAAGUUGUACAAAAUGGCACAUAAAAAAAGGGCCCAGGAAGAAGAGGAGCAAAAGAAGAAAGACUCCCCUCCUAGCAAGAAACCCUUUCGACAGGAGCCAUCUGGGUCCAGUCGUGACUCUGCCAGCUCACAGCCAUAUGGUCUCCAUACGCAACAAAAGCCUCACGAUAUGCCACCACAUCCUCAGCACAUGCACGGGCACCAAAGAGAAAACUUCCCCAGUCCCAACAAGAGACCAUUCAAUAAUACAGAUCGAGGGGAGUGGAGGGAUCGGAAAUUUAACUACGGAGGCAACAACAACCAGCCAUGGGGUAGUGAUCGCCACCACCAGUAUGAACAGCACCGGUACAAAGAUCAUCACUAUUCAGACCGGCGUCCCCAUGGCGACCCUCGGAGGAACUCCGCAAAUUACAGGGCAAAUGCGGUAUCCCGCAAGAGGCCUUAUGAGCAUUACAACAAUGAACGGGAUCACCGUGUUUACAGGGAAUAUUAUGACAGACAUCACCAUGAGAAGCGAAGAAGAACAGAUGAAUUUCGUCCUCCGGGUUACCAUCAGCAGGACUUCAGGAGAAUGGGGUCUGACCACAGGCCACCCAUGGGAUACCAUGGUCAAGGACCUUCAGACCAUUAUCGUUCAUUCCAUCCAGAAAAGCCCGGGGAGUACAAAGGUUCUUCCCAGCAGUCAUCCUCUCUUUCAGAUCCUCGUUCUCCUCCAACACAGAAAUCCCCUCACGAUUCCAAAUCGCCAAUGGACAGAUCAUUAGAACAGAAGAGUACAGACUACAAUUGGAACACGAGGAAAACAUAGUGGAGAACAUUUUGGAGCCCUAAUAAAUGCCCAACAUUGUCACUUGCUGCUAUGGAUUGCACAUGUGAGAGUUAUGGCUAAUUUUUUGAGAAAAGUUCCAACAACUGUGCUAAGUGUAUGAGUAGAUGUCUAUAUUUCCCAUAUGCUUGUUAAAUGUUUUUAUAGCAGUUCGGUAAGCUCCUCCUCAACUGUAGGUGGGAUCUGAGACACUGCGACAUGAAAUCAUUCGUAAAGGAUGGGCGUAGUGCGCGUGUUCACUUUCGUUUUUCAGGGCCAUAAAAACGGAGUCUCAUGCGUUCAUAUGACAGACUGGUUACUCUUGCUGCCAGAGAUGCACAGUGUACUCUCAUUGCGGACUAUGCCAUGGAGAGAGAGAAUCAGUGGCUGUGGUUUCAAAAGAUUUCUAUACAAAAAUAGAUUUUUAUUUUUGUUAUUUUGUGUGGGGGUUUUUUUCAGAAGAGGACAGAAGGUGAAAAACUUGUUACAGAGUGUGUAAGGAAGUCCUGAUAACAAUGUCUUUCAAUCUUCCAGCAUUUCAGAAUAUUCCUUCAGAUUUCCAGCUGUCUUGGAACCCAGUGUCAAAGUUUAUACAUUGUGACAAUGUAAAUAUGCGCACCCUUUCUUAGAUCUAUUGUAUAAUGAGGGACUGAAGGCAAAAACUAUGAAGUUCUUGAAAGUGCAAUGAAAUUGUACCCACUUCAUUUAAUGUGUAAGGGCACAGCAGGUUACACAACAAAAGAGUGGUAUUCAGUUCUCAAACACAACAUUUCAGGAACACAACAUGGGAAAGAGUUGAGAACUGUCUGAGGCAUCGCUAAGGUUACUUGCCACAAACCACUUCAGUGUUCUCUAAACUAUCAGUUACUGUAGGUAAAAUAUUCAGACAUCAGUCAUUGUAAGUAAUCUGACAGAUUUCACAGUGUUGUUUCAUCCUACAUUUAACAGAACUACUUCUAUUGUUAUAUAAAUUAACUAAUGAAAAGGAAUGUGCAGGUUAAUUAAAAAUCUUAUAAUUGCCUGAAAAUGUAUAAAAAAAAAUCUUCUUACAGAUAAGGGUACUUUUCCUGUUUUUUUCUAGAUGUUCUGUUUCAAUACGAAGACUGGAGUCUAAUACUUGUGAUUAACCUGUGUAUUGUUAUUUUCCUGUAGGCAGUAAGUACUCACCUGCAUCCUUAUUGAAUAUGCAGUUACUCCUGAUAGCACUGUUAGGCAUUUGUAAAGUCCUGUAAGUUCUGGAUUACUCUGCAUUUGUUGGCGAGCAAGCGGAAUUACCAUUUGUUAUGGACAUUACUUGUUUACAAUGUUCUAAAGUCACUCUUAGAUCUAUUUUUCAUUAAAAGAAAAAGGGAAAUGAUACAUUUAUUUAUUCUCCUUUUUCAUAGAUCCUUCUCAUUUUAUUGGUUAAUAAAAUUGGUUAUUGACAUCCCAAUCAGAUAUACAUAAUGUAUUCUUUUGGUUCAUGUAUGGUGUACCUUAGCAUCAAAACCAUACAGAUCUUCACCAAUAGUUGGCCCACAGAACUUGUAUGCUUGAAUGUAUUUGACAAGUUGUGGCCUUUAUGAAAUAUAAAGGUGGCAUCAUCCAAAUUAAAUAGUGAAAGGAUUAGCGUCCCUUGGCCUGUUUAGGAAUAACUGGUUUAACACCUAGUAGUAUUACUGAGCCAAAUAUUGCUGAUUAAAGAUUUGUAUUUGCACAUGGAUAAAAAUGAAAAUAUGAUUUAUCCCACAUGGUGUUAAUGAGGAUUUUUUGCAUAAUGUGGUAUUGAUAACGUACAUUGAAUUAACUUUGAGUGCCUUAGUAAUUUAGUCGGCCACAACGUUAUAAAAUAACCAAGCCAUGAUUGAUAACUCUUUAAAAGUGUUAUGGUAAUGUUUCACACACCUUGUGAGUCAAAUGUAAUAGCUUGUGAGUUGCAAGUGCUGAGAUAUUGGAGAUUUAGCCAUGAGAUUUAAAGCAGCAAAUUUUUCUUCAAAGGCGUUUUGCGGCUAAAUCUGCAAAACCGUGGCACUUGCCGCAAAUCAUAGGCUGUUACAUUUGACCAUAUGUCAUUGGUGGGUUUUUGUGUUAAAUUGUGUUUUCUUCUUAUUUUAAGGGAAAAAAAUCCAGUUUAUUCCUGUGACGUAAUAUGUACAGUGGUCAUACAUUCUUUCUUCCUCCUUCACAUCAUAGAUGUGAAUAACGUGCAUCAGGAGAGGAGCCUUGUAUUUUGCCGCAAUCACUGGACAUGUUAGUUGUAGUGCCCAAAGGGAAGUCUAGUGAUAUGACCAACCUUUCAGUAAUACCCCUUUUCCACUAGCUCAAAAAACACGGGUAAAUGCACGGGGGCGCGCAUUUACCCGUGUUUUUGGCAAGUGGAAAAGGGUCAACCCGGAUCAAGUGACCCGUGAAUCCUACCCGGCUAUU